Messenger RNA from Globicephala melas (long-finned pilot whale), 8456 nucleotides. It is a transcript of the gene FBXL20, whose product is annotated as F-box and leucine rich repeat protein 20. Lineage: Eukaryota; Metazoa; Chordata; Mammalia; Artiodactyla; Delphinidae. The record is from RefSeq and is a predicted model, not a curated record. Gene Ontology annotation, molecular function: protein binding. Gene Ontology annotation, cellular component: cytoplasm.
CUUUCUGCCUCACCCGCCCCCACCUCCACCAAAGCGCGCCCCUCCCCCGGCUAAAGGAAUGGUCGCCCAGCUCCUGCACUGCACCCCCUGACCCCAAGGCACGAGGUGCGCCUUGCCGCACGUCCCCGGAGCAGAGGGCAGCACAAUUGUCCCUCUGUCCUCCUGAUCCAUGCACAGGAAGAUCCACGCUCCGCAGCGGCCCCCCAAGCCUCCCUGCAACACCCGGUAAUGCAAUUCACGGGGGCGGGGGAGGCGGCAGCAACGGCGGCGGCGGCGGCGGCAGCAGCACUGCCCCAAUCUAGAGACAACCAGAGACGAGGAAAAUGGCUCCGAGUAGGGACCGCCUGCUGCACUUUGGGUUCAAGGCGACAAUGUUCUCAAAUAGUGAUGAAGCUGUAAUUAAUAAAAAACUUCCCAAAGAACUCCUAUUACGGAUAUUUUCUUUUCUGGAUGUUGUAACCUUGUGUCGCUGUGCUCAGGUCUCCAGGGCCUGGAAUGUUCUGGCUCUGGAUGGCAGUAACUGGCAGCGAAUUGACCUGUUUGAUUUCCAGAGGGAUAUCGAGGGCCGGGUAGUGGAGAAUAUUUCAAAAAGGUGUGGGGGCUUUUUACGAAAGUUAAGUCUUCGUGGGUGUCUCGGAGUAGGAGACAAUGCAUUAAGGACCUUUGCACAAAACUGUAGGAACAUUGAAGUACUGAAUCUCAAUGGGUGUACAAAGACUACAGAUGCUACAUGUACUAGCCUUAGCAAGUUCUGUUCCAAACUCAGGCACCUUGACUUGGCUUCCUGUACAUCAAUAACAAACAUGUCUCUAAAAGCUCUGAGUGAGGGAUGUCCACUGUUGGAGCAAUUAAACAUUUCCUGGUGUGACCAAGUAACCAAGGAUGGUAUCCAAGCACUAGUGAGAGGCUGUGGAGGUCUUAAAGCCUUAUUCUUAAAAGGCUGCACACAGCUAGAAGAUGAAGCUCUCAAGUACAUAGGUGCACACUGUCCUGAACUGGUGACUUUGAACUUGCAGACUUGCUUACAAAUCACAGAUGAAGGUCUCAUUACUAUAUGCAGAGGGUGCCAUAAGUUACAGUCCCUCUGUGCCUCUGGCUGCUCCAACAUCACAGAUGCCAUCCUGAACGCUUUAGGUCAGAACUGCCCACGGCUUAGAAUAUUAGAAGUGGCAAGGUGUUCUCAACUAACAGAUGUAGGCUUUACCACUCUGGCCAGGAAUUGCCAUGAGCUUGAAAAGAUGGACCUGGAAGAGUGUGUUCAGAUAACAGAUAGCACAUUAAUCCAACUUUCUAUACACUGUCCUCGACUUCAAGUAUUGAGUCUGUCUCACUGUGAGCUGAUCACAGACGAUGGAAUUCGUCACCUGGGGAACGGGGCCUGCGCCCAUGACCAGCUGGAGGUGAUUGAACUGGACAACUGCCCCCUAAUUACAGAUGCAUCCCUGGAGCACUUGAAGAGCUGUCACAGCCUUGAACGGAUAGAACUCUAUGACUGCCAGCAAAUCACACGGGCUGGAAUCAAGAGACUCAGGACCCAUUUACCCAAUAUUAAAGUCCACGCCUACUUCGCACCUGUCACUCCACCCCCAUCAGUAGGGGGCAGCAGACAGCGCUUCUGCAGAUGCUGCAUCAUCCUAUGACAAUGGAGGUGGUCAACCUUGGUGAACUGAGUAUUUAAUGACACUUCUAGAGUUACCAUGGAUCUCCAUUGGAAGCGACCCCAGUGUUCCGGGCAAAGGUUACAAAGUGAGGGCAGCGUCCAGAUCCCCAGAGCCACACAUACAUACGCAUACCCACUCUCACCCCCACCCACUCUGUCUCUGUGACCAGGGGAUUGGGUUUGUGCUGGCUUUAUCAUGCGGAUUGGUAAAACUUCACCAUUCCUGUCGGAUGUGCCCAGAAGAAAAUCAGAAGCAAGGUAGACGGAAGGGGGCAUUCCAGCAAACCCAGUGUUACUGCUACUGUGGUUUCUUUAUUUUGUUAAGGGGUUUCUUUGGCAGUUUUGGAACAGCAGCUGCAGUCCUCCAGGGUCAAGGAAAGCAUAGAAAAACAAUACAUGUUGUAUCCAGGGACCAGAGAGAAGAUUUCUUUGCAUCCUAUCAAUGGUAGCCAUCCAUUGUAAGAUGACUGCAGAGCUUCUGUGCUUCCUUGUUCCCAUGCCAACAUGCCGAGCGUGCUCACAAAGAAGGCUUGUCCAUUCCUCCUCCUGUGUUUUAGUAUUUGGCCCAGAGGUUUCCUAAAUGGUUGCAUUGAAAUCGCUGUGGUCCAAAAGUGAUGACGUAUUCACUCAAAUUGUCACUCUCUGUAGCACACUGUGUACCUGUCUUUCACUCUCUGUUGCUCCCUCCUGCACUCUUGCUCAGUCUGUCGUCUGUGCACAGUCUGCUUACUCACACUUGUUACUCCUUCACUGUUGUUAUGUUUACAGUUUGCAUUUUGGAUGAUUAGUUGGGGUUACCAAACAUUUUUAAGAGAGACAUUAUCAAUAAAUAUUUUUUUAAUUCUAAAUUUUACCGUUAGGGGACCCUGCCUGAAUCUUUGCCAGUCUAAAGGGAAACUAUAACAAAAGCAAGAAAAAUUCUGAGAAGAAACUGAGCUAAGACUAUUUUGAUGAAAACAAACUUUGCCUUUUGGUUUCUGUUAUAUCUUGUGAUAAAUGAUAAUAUGCAUGAUACGCCCGGUAUUCCCCCUGCACAUUUUUCCUUCCAUCUAACUUAAUAAGGAGAGAGAAAUGCAUUAUUAGGAAACGGUGGAAUGGCAAAUCCCAAAACUGAACCUGAAAGCUGCCGCCACCCAAGCUCAGAUGUGUUGUGUGUUCACCGAAAUCUAGGUGUGAUCAGUGGCAUCUAAGAUUUGUGUCUCUGAGGUUUGUUCUGCGUUAGCAGGAAUGCUGCUAGAGGAGUUGUGCGGUUGAGCCGGGUAGUUUCUCUUUUUCCCCCCCAUUUCAGCCUAUCAGGGGUUCAAGAAUGACCCUAUCACAGCUGGUCAACUGUAUGUCAUUGUUGAUGGUAUCAUAUCUAAUGUUGGAGCCUCAAAGGACCAGAACCUGUCAGCCAUAUCUCUCUUGUGCUCCAGAGUUUCUGUGAAUGAAAUACUGUAGUAGCCAGGUGAAGGCAUUGGGGCAGCAGAAAGAGAACAUUGAGAGGAAGUAGGGGGUUCAGUGUCUCUUCCCAGCCUGGUCACCAGAGCUGAGGGCAGGGAAUUUAGUGCCCGUGACUCAGAGUCAAAGAAGAAGCUCCCCCCACUAAAAAAAGAAAAAAGAAAAAUCAUGGAGGAUGAGGGAAAUAUAAUGAGUUUCUGAAGUACGAGAAGUAGACUUCUAAAUAUCAAGGUUAGAGACCUUGUGUGAUUUUUAGUAGGGUGACUUUUUGUCUUUUAGGACAUUAAUGUCCAGUCCACUAUAAUCUUAGGUCAUCUUCUGCAUGAUCCAGGCUGUUAUCAGGCUUGUUUUAAUGCUUGUAGGUGCUGGUUCUACCAGCAUAUGUAAGAAUAAAGUGUGAUUUGUUUUUCCACAAGCGAUCAGUUGAAAAGGUCCUAGGAAUCUGUACUAUCCACCAUUAUUUAGCGCUUAAUUUAUUUUAAAUCCCAUUGUGCCCUUUUAAGCUCAGAUUAUGUGUGUUUUUCAUUUCCCUUCCUUUAUCCUCUUUUCAGAUUACCAUAUAAGGAAUAUACUUUUUAAAGUGAGACCCACUCUCCUGGCUAUACCCCACAUAUACAGAUACACACAUGUGCACACACACUUCCAGAUGUGGUUGAUAAUAUUCAGAUCCCUGGGUCCUCACUCAAAUAAAACUAAAAAGAAGAAUAUUUAGGGUGCAGGUGCUCUAACGUACAAGUUUAAAAAAAAAAUAGUGUCUGAACAAAACCCUGAUUUAUUAGUGAGUGUGGAUUCGGAUUUCCCAAUAGUUGAAGCUCUUGAGGUACUUCUUUAUUUAAAAAACCCUAUUCACCAGUACAUGAAGAUCUUAGAAAUGCUGUUUCUGUUCUCAAAGAGUGUACCCAUGUGCAGGUCCAUGUGGAGGCGAGCCCUGCCUGUCUGGGCCAAGAACAGAGUCAAGAGAGGGAAUAAAGGCCCUGGAGUGUGCAGCACUGGCAUGUAUGUGGUCAGGCAGGAACCUUGCUCCUUUCUGAAGCAAACUUCUGGCCCACCAAGCUUGGAAGGGCAUGUAUUUUUUAUGCCAAUCUAAAACCGAUGUCAGCUGAUGAAAUGUACCAGGACUUCGAGAACGCAGAACAUGGUAAGUUUUGGUCAGGUGGAAGGGCCCUGCCAUCUGAACAUAGUAUUUCCUGUCUCAUCUUCAGGGACACUCUUGAAAAUCCAAUAAGGCUUUACUGAUGUAGGAGAAACUCUUCCAUAGGAAAAGCUUAUUGGUCCAUUUGUCUGACUCCAGAGCCACUCCACAAUAUGCCUUCAAUAAUAAAAAAAAAAUACAGAGGGAACGGAGAGAAGAGAUUUGGGAUAAGUAAGAAGGUGCCCUCAAAGUUAUUAUGCAUCCGGAUCAUCUCUUUCCUAAGCAGCCUUUUCCCCUUACAUGUUUUAGCAUCAUCAGUAUCUUUUACACCUUCAUUGGCCCCAGCAAGGUGAUGAUUCCAGCUUUUUUUUUUUUUUUUUGCAUUGACUUCUCAUAUGUCCUUUCUAUACCCAUCCUUGCCCUCUAUUUGGAAAGCUUCCAUCUCACUCCCAGCAAUGCUGCUAAUUUAUUCUCGUGUCUUCAGUUUAGCUUCCUCUUUGGAUCCUUGUCCUGAUCUGGGCAAACUAUCCUGGGCAGCCUUGAAUUCAGUAACUGUCAGGUAGCUCAGGCCAUUUUUCACUGGGUGAUCUUUGAUGUUUGCUUACUGGAUUUGAAAUCAAACUGUUAGACAUGAGGAGUAAGAGAAUCUGCCCUCAUCCUUUUUCCAAUAUUUGGAAUGUGAAAGCACAUCGUGCUUUAUGUAAAAAAAUGUUUUCUCCUCCUAUUCUGCUCUUUAGUGGAUGUAAAAGUAUUUCAGAUUAAGUGGUUUUUAUAAAUUUCCACAUCCAUUAAGUUGAUUUAGCAGACAUACAAGUCAGAAAUUUUUCAUAUGCCUUAUAUCACAUUUUAGAGGGCAACCUGGUAAAUAUUUUUAUAAUGCUUUAUUUGGGGCUUUCCAAACUGUUUGAAUGGUUCAGUAUAGCUACAAUGCUAUAUAGCAGUCAAGUUCUUUUAUUUCUUCUAAUUGCCUUGUAAAAUGCAUUGUUACUGGUCUGAUAACCCACUAAUGCCAUGGGGGGGCUAAACAAAGUAUGAGUUGGAACCUGUCUUGGUUUGAAGUUGUUAGGAAGUGUGAGAGUGUCCCUGGAAAGAAGAGGUGGUUUCCUGCCUGCCUGUGGGCAGCGUAUCCUUGGUGACUGUAUUGUUUAGAGGGGAGGAACACUUGAUCAUGGUGGACCCUUGUCCAUUUAAUGUUUAUUGAAAGUCAGAUUGCUUAUGACAGUUGCCACUAGUGAGAGAGGAAGGGUUUAAAGAAAAUUGGACUGUUCUGCUUUUUCCCUCCUUGUGUACAUGAUUUAAGGUUAGAUUUCUAUCCUUGUUGUGCAUCCUGGCUGACAGACUCUUUCAGUGGUAUGCUCUGAGCUUCCGGAACAUUUUAUACAAAGAUUGCCUUCUCUGUCUGCCCACCAGUUCUAGGAUUUUUAACCACCUCAAAUCCAGGCCAUGUGAAUUAGUCAAGUCUUGUUUGAGAAGACAUGUAGGAUGUUUCAUUGGAGGUCUUGAGGCAGAACCCUCCCGCUUACAAUGAUCUUGGACCAAAGAAUGCUAAAGUGUCAGGAGGGUGAGGGGAAUUAAUAGUCUCAGCCUCUCCUCACCUUUAUUUCUCUCAUAAAUUUUAAUUGUAAGAUUGGAAGUUACAGAGAGCUGUACACAACCAUGUCGAUAGGGUAUAAUUAACCCAGGUAAUUUGGGAAUAAAAUUUGGCUUAUAUUUGCUAUAUCCAGAUGCCCAGACUUAACAUCUUGGUUCUCCAGCAAAGAACGUGCUGCUCUAACCUUGCCCUCUCACUUGUGACAAACUUUCUACCUACCAGAAACUACCAUUUGAGGCAAGUGAGUUUUCUGCGUGAAGGGCUUCUGCGGCACCGCCCCCGCCACCACCACCCCCCGCCCCGUGCCCUCCCAAGGCAAGUCUACCUAUUUUGCCCAUUUUUAUUCUUAAAAACAUCAGUUCUGCAUCUCUGAAGCCUUUGAUCCUUUGGAAAGUCAGUAAGACCUUCUCAGCUGAGUCUGAGUGAAUCUUUGGAGCCCAAGAGAGUUACCCUUAAUUUUCAGCAGAGAAAAAAAUUGUUGGACAAAAUCAUGUGUGUGUUAAGAAAAUUCCAUAAUGUGCUUCCUCCGUCUCUGCCUUCUGUGUUUGUUGAGUAACCCCUUAGUAGAGGUUGGUUCAUAGGUGUUGAGACCUAGUGCUUCCUCAGCCAGGGUAGUUCACUGCCCUUUUAGGAAAAAGAACCAUGAACAACCAAAACUGUAUCAAUUGACAUUGUUUAUUUUCUGUGUUUUUCAGUGUCUUGUUUUGAAGAAUUGGGGUGGGGAAAUGGUAGUUGACAUUCAAAGUAGAGGAGAGAAUCGGUUCUGGAACUGGGGUACUUUGCUUCAGGUACAAGCAUCUGUCCUGAAUAUGUAGAAACGGCUGCCUCACAUGUGAGUAGGUUUACUUUCCUCUCCGUGUAAUGAACUCCAUGCCCUUCUUAGUGGCAAGGAGGGCUUCUACUUUCUACACACCUAACCAGUGUCAUCCAGGUGGGGAUUGGCACCACUGAACACCACCAGUGCUUCCCAUCGGCUUCUGGGCAUGAUUUUCACCAGGGCAAGAGCAAGUAGGCAGUAAAUGAGAAUCCCCACCCCAGGGAGAGAUAAGAGAAGAGAGGUGUUCAGACACAUACCUGUUCUCUUCUGCCAUAUCCCCAAGAACCCAGGGAAAUCUUUGAAGUGAUUUUUUUUCUUUUUUUUAAUUAAAGUGGAUGAAGAAAGAUUUACCCCACUAAGUUUUAGCUUGUCACUGUCUCUUAUACUACUUGUUGUUAUUCAUUCAAAUCUGUACUACACUGCUGCUCACAUACAUGUAUGUGUUUCUUACCUUAGCCUAACCCUUCUCAGCCCCUGAAGUCAUUUUUCUGUUUUGUGUUUUCUUUUUUUUAUGGCACUAGCGAAUGAGAACCUAAAGUCUUAGAAAAUCCUAACUUGAAAAGGAGUCUCUAACUGGCAUGGUUUGAUUAAUUACUUUACCUUUUCCCCCUAAAGACUUGAAUGAUUUUCUUCCCUAGUGCUAUAUAAUAGAUCUGUAAUAAGUGAAACCUUUGCUGCUACUUUUCUGGGUUUACGUCAGUUUUUUCCUUCCCUUAAAAAUAAUGUCUUAUCUGCGCUUCUCUUAUGACUGUUAAUUUCUAGUAAGUACAGGAAGAGGUGAACCCGAGAUUUCUCCUCUUACCCCCCUCCUCACGCUACCCCCAAGUUACACACUAACCUCUAACAUAUAUAAGAGCCAUGACAUGGGGCCCAUCAUAAGAUGCUUGUGGGGUUUUUUUCUCAUCAUGCUGCAGCUCUCAGAGCUGGCCCCUGAGGAUCUGUGACUACCCAGUCCGAAGGGUUACUACAGGCAGAGAAAGGCUCUCUCAAUUUUGCCUUUCUCCAUUCCUGUUUUAUGAUCACCCUUCAGAUGCCUCCCAUUCUGGCGGCCUCCUUUUUCCUCCCAGGAAUUGUUUCCAAGUAACCUGCCUCUGUCAUUUCCCAACUGCUCUCCUCACCUUUGCCCACCUUCCAGUGACCCUGAGAGCACAGACCUGAGAGACGGGGCCUGUGCAGAGCUCAGAGAACUGUGAGGACUACCCCUGCCUUUCAGACUCUACUUGGGGACAGAGAUGGAUGGGUAAAUGGUGCUGCGGGAGCAAUUUUUAUCUUCAAACCAGGCUGUUUCGCCCUUUGCACUGCCCCGCCUCCAUCCCCACUCCCCUGAGGAAGGGGUAAAGUGCAGAGGAUGGUUGACUAGCAGGGUCUGAUCCCCAACAUUGCUGUCUGGCCUAAGCCUUGUCCAGCCAUUCGGCCUGCUCUGGAGUGAGAGCUUCAGUGUGUGGGAGCUGCUGCUUGCUUGUUUCUCCACCAGGCCUGCCCCAACACUUAGCCGGUCCCUGGGGCCAACACAGUUCCCUACAUGGUGACUUAACACCAGCCUCCAUUAGCUGUCCAAGCGACUGCGUUUCCACCCAGUACUUUUGGCGCUUGAGGAUGGGGGGAGGGAGGGAGGGUUAUUUAAAAUAAAUAAAAUCCAAGGUGGCAGUAGAGGAUUCCUUUUGCUUUAAAAAUCUUUGGACUAAAAAAAUAAAAAAAAUUAAAAAAAUGUUUUUUUAUAUAUGAAUAUAUAAAGUAAAUUGUUAUGUAACUAUUAUUGUUUCCUGUAUGUUCUAAUUUUUGGUUUAUGAUGUAAUUAAAGGAAAUAAGCUGUGAA